This is a messenger RNA of Melanotaenia boesemani (Boeseman's rainbowfish), 2018 nucleotides long. It is a transcript of the gene anos1a, whose product is annotated as anosmin 1a. The coding region runs from base 29 to 1816 and encodes 595 amino acids. Gene Ontology annotation, biological process: neuron differentiation. Gene Ontology annotation, molecular function: protein binding; peptidase inhibitor activity. The transcript is spliced from 14 exons. The record is from RefSeq and is a predicted model, not a curated record. Gene Ontology annotation, cellular component: cell surface; extracellular region. NCBI's taxonomy places the organism in Eukaryota, Metazoa, Chordata, Actinopteri, Atheriniformes, Melanotaeniidae.
GAAAACUGGAUUAAAACACUGGGAUAAUAUGGAUGGGAAUCAAAUCCUUUAUAGUGAUGGAUCAUUGGGCUGGUGUCAUAACCAUAAACAGUGCUCAAAGUGCCUGGAGCCCUGCAAAGAUUCCUGGAAGAUGAAGAGGAAAAACAGCUGCAGAGAGCUCUGUGAGCGGGUGUUUCCCAGGAAGCACUGGGAGUGUGUGACAAGCUGCGAGUUCCUAAAGUCGGUCCUAGCAGAGAAGCAGGGCAGCUGUCCACCUCCAGAGAAAGCCAGCGGUUUCGCGGCUGCCUGUGUAGAGAGCUGUGAUCAUGACAGAGAAUGCUCCGCCCUGAAGAAAUGCUGCUCUAAUGGCUGUGGCCACACCUGCCAGUCCCCUAAAGAUCUCUACAAGGGUGUUCCUCUGAAGCCAAGAAAGGAGCUCGACUUUGAGGAAGUCUCCACUGGAAAUCUGGAGGUGCGCUGGUCUUCCCGCUUCAAUGUCUCAGCUGAUCCGGUGGUGUACGUCCUGCAGAGGAGGUGGAACUUCGGCAUCCAGCCCAGUGAGGACGCUGCCACCUCUUGGCAGGUGGUUGCUCAGACCACAGAGCAGGGAGUGCGGCUGUCCGACAUCCGGCCGGGUCGCUGGUACCAGUUCAGAGUGGCAGCUGUCAACACCCACGGUACCAGAGGUUUCACCACGCCCAGCAGACACAUCCACUCCCACAGAGACCCAUCCAACCCUCCAGCCCCCACUGAGGUCAAAGUUUCCAACAUGAGCUUUGGACCCGGCAGGGCCGUGUCAGCCAGGAUCAGCUGGAACGUUCCGGAUGACCUCGACGUUCCCAUCCACCACUACAAGGUCAGCUGGAGCUGGACGGCAGGUGGACAUUCCUUCGCUUCAUCUGUGACUAAGAGGAGGAAGCUGGUCAGAGAGAACCAGGUGGAUCUGGACAGCAUGCGCUCUAACAGGAGUUACACUGUAGAAGUCCAAGCUGUGUCCUACUGGGGACAAACUCAGCUGAAAGGUCCACGAGCUGUCCUCCAUUUCAACACACAGCAUGCUAACAGCGCCACUCCUAAAACGCCUACUGGUGACAUCCUGGAUGUUGGAACACCGUUUUACCAGGACGGACAGCUUCGGGUUCACGUUUACUGGCAGAGCAGCACAGACCCUUCAGUUGAAUUCUACAGAGUCCAGUGGGGACCAGAGAAUUGUGGACACAACAAGACCAAACUCAUGGAGAAGACCAGAACUCAGGAGAACUUCAUCAGCCUGCAGGGCUUGCUCUUCUCCUGUAAGUAUAAAGUCCUUCUGCAACCAGUCAGCAAGAAGGGUCGUUCUCUAGCAGAAACCACCACCUUCCUCACUCCUUCCUGUGCUACCAUCCAGGCCAAGAGCCCAAAACCCAUCACAUGUCCUGGAGAAACUGCUGUGUCCUCUCAGAAGGUCCUGGUGAAGGCUGUCAACCUCACAGCAUCCUUCCAGAUCCGGGCCAGUAACGUGUCGGCCAUUUUUAGCUGGGAUUUGUCCAUGAAGGCGCCCAGCCAGCAGCUGACUGGUUACCAGGUGACCUGGAUGGAGGUCGUCCCCACCAGCCGCCACAGUAGCAACAAGCUGCCCCACAGCCUCAUCUCGCAGUCCCAGAUCCUGCCGCCGGAUGCUAAUGUCCUGGUGGUGUCAGGCCUGCACCCUGCCAGUGUGUACCGGCUGGAGGUCCAUGUCAUCACAGCUGAGGGUGAAGGUCCAGCAGCCAGCAGGACCUUCCAAACUCCUGGAUACCAAAGCAUCCCGAAGCAAAGAAUCAGGCUUCAGAAACGUCAUCAAAAUAAGCAGGUCUAAGAGCCCCCGAGUCCCUAAACCCACUGCAGCCUGCAUGAACCGAGCCUCCUGAACUCAUGAUCCGCAGAGCGGCGAUCACCAGUAAGAACUCAUCUGCAAGAUCCAGCAACGAGCAAACGUUUCUGACUCAGUCUGCAGCAUCUUUGGUCUGUUCGUAGCGCAGUCAUUCACUGGUUGUUUCAUGCAAACAGCAGAAAUGUCU